Molecule: messenger RNA, 1671 nt
Organism: Pteropus alecto (black flying fox)
Lineage: Eukaryota; Metazoa; Chordata; Mammalia; Chiroptera; Pteropodidae
Gene: CEACAM1
Product: carcinoembryonic antigen related cell adhesion molecule 1
Exons: 9
Coding region: 1-954 (317 amino acids)
Biological process (GO): heterophilic cell-cell adhesion
Cellular component (GO): cell surface
Source: RefSeq, a predicted model, not a curated record
AUGAACCGCAUCUGCUGCACCCAGAGCUCAGAGCGGUAUGUGGCCUGGGGACCUCGAGAUCGCUCUUCUGAGAGCAGAAGGGACCCUUCUGUACCCCCGGAGCUGCAGAGCGUCCGCCAUCGGGAGAGCGACGAGAUCGCAGGGCCAGGGAGACUGUGCAGAGGCCCUCAGGCGGGCCUCAGAACAGAAGAUUUGCUCCUGAUUGUGGGGGAUGAGUCAGAGCCUGAUAUCCGCCCCCUGUCUGCUGGCCACCUGCCGCAGGGACAGCAGCAGCCCAUGGCCCAAAUCCUCAGCUGGAUGACUUGUGGUUGCCUCACUAGGCUCCCUGUGGCUGUGUCCCAGAUCCUUCUUCUCAUGGCCUCACCAGAUGGCCCGGAGACCCCCACCAUUUCCCCCUCAAACCCCCGUUACAGUUCUGGGGCAAACCUCAGCCUCUCCUGCCACGCAGACUCUAACCCACCCGCACAGUAUUCUUGGCUCAUCAAUGGGAGGCCCCAGGAGCCCACACAGGAGCUCUUUAUCCCCCACAUCACUGUGAAUGACAGUGGAUCCUAUACCUGCCUCGUCCAUAACUCUGUCACUGGCCUCAAUAGGACCACAGUCAAAAGUAUCACAGUCUCGGAUGACUCAACAGCAGAGAGUGUUGGCCUCUCAGACGGGGCUAUCGUCGGCAUCGUGAUUGGAGUCCUGGUCGGGGUGGCUCUGAUAGCAGCCCUGGCGUACUUUCUGUACAGCAGAAAGACUGGAGGGGCAAGUGACCAGCGUGAUCACACAGAGCACAAACCCUCAGCCUCCAAUCACAGUCAGAGACAUUUUGACAACUCACCUAACCAGAUGGAGGAAGUUGCAUAUUCUUCCCUGAACUUCAGUGCCCAGGAACCAAAGAGACCAACCUCAGCCUCCCUGUCCCCAGCGGCCACAGAAACAGUUUAUUCAGAAGUAAAAAAGAAGUAAUGCAACCUGCCCUGCUCACCGCACUGCCGACUGAUCCCAAGCUUCUCAUCUCCAUCACUAGGGGAUCCCUUUCCCUUCAGAGAAACACUAGGGGAUCCCUUUCCCCUCAGAGAGAAGGAGAAGCCUCUCUCCUUGCUUCACUCCUAGUGAGGCCCCUCCAGGCUGCCUGGUCAAGUGCCUCCCUUCAGAGUCAACAGAUGAAAGGUACAUCCGGGAGUCUGUAGGAAGCCCAGCCUUUCUUGUCACUGAAAUUUGGCAAAACAGACCUUGAGAGUUGCCAGAAACUUCGGCCCCUCCCCCUUUCCUGCCCUGGACUUGAUCUAAAGUUACCUAUUCAGAACACUCUUAUUAUCGAAGUGUGACUUGAAUUUGCUGUAACCCUGAGAGUUAUAUCUUUAUCUUUUGAAAUGCAUGUGCCAGAAAAGAAGAGAGAAAAAGUAAAAGUUGCUCCUGUCUCUCCAAAGCCCAGUGUGAACCUGCUACACACAGGAAAACAAAUAUAUAACCAGUUGUGAACUAGAAAAUUUGACACAUUUGUCCACUGUUAGGUUGUCUAUGUAGGACCAGAGCCUAAACACCUCGCUGCUUGGCUAGAAUGUCACCUAAGCUCUUUGGCAAGCCUGUCUUCAGAGAAUCCACUAGAAGCAACUAGGAAAACUAUAGGUGAUUCUCAAUAGAAAAUGUAAAGAAAAAAAAAAAAAACCACGUAUGUUUUAA